Molecule: messenger RNA, 3909 nt
Organism: Annulohypoxylon maeteangense
Lineage: Eukaryota; Fungi; Ascomycota; Sordariomycetes; Xylariales; Hypoxylaceae
Exons: 3
Coding region: 165-3686 (1173 amino acids)
Source: RefSeq, a predicted model, not a curated record
AAUCUGAUUUCCAACAUUGAUCCUACUGAUACGAACAAGUGACUUUUGAUAUCGAGCUAUUUGACCUGGAGUUUCUCCUGCCAGUACAUCGCACAUGACUCCAUCGACUAUAUUCGCGUCAUAAAUCGCCUCCCUUUAGAUACCCCUUCGGACACCUAGGUAGAAUGCCUGCGAAAAAUAGCAACCGACAGCCAGCCACACAGGCUCCUACGCCAUCUGUUCCUAAGGCCACCGCGAAAUAUACGAACAAGGAUGGAACAAAGUAUAUCUCCGUUCCUAAAUCCUCAGCUUCAACUCCGCCUGCUCAGCCAUCACCGACAACUACAUCAUCUUCGAAAGGAGGUGCCCCUACCAAUCCCCCUCCUGUCGUCGAUGUACCCCCUGCGCAACCUGUGAACCGCAAAAAGCAAAAACGCCGAGCGAAAGCUGCCGCUAAGGCUGCUGCCGAACAAGCUGAGGCUGCUGCCAAUGGACUCCCUAGUCCGGCCUCCACGAGCAGUGCGCCUCUGCCCGCCGUGCCUGGGUCGCAUAGAAAGGGUGUGCAUGAUUCCCAUAAUGCUAUGCUAAACGAUGCCUACCUAUCCCAUAACCAUACCCAUAACGGUGAAGAUUGGGGUGAGGAAACCGAAAGCGACGAUGGCCAUGAUGACCUUAGCCAAAGCAUAAAUGGAUCUACGCAAAAAUCCAAGAAGUCUAAGAAAAAGAAGAAGAAGGCUUUAAGUGAAGAAUCGAUUCACAGUCACCCCUCUGGCAUAUCAAAAGAAAAGAUAUGGAACACAUCCGGCCCGGAGGAACGCGAACGAAUAAAACAGUUCUGGUUAGGUUUAGGCGAGGAUGAACGUAAAUCUUUAGUUAAGGUAGAGAAAGACGCUGUCCUCAAGAAGAUGAAGGAGCAACAAAAACACACGUGUAGUUGCGCAGUCUGCGGACGUAAGCGAACGGCGAUCGAGGAAGAGUUGGAGGGUCUCUACGAUGCUUAUUAUCAAGAGCUAGAAUCUUUUGCAAAUCAGCCUCAUAACCACCCGAAUGCGCCGCCCAUGUUUUCGCCCAAAAGGUUUGGUCCUAUGACUGGUCUACAUCCUCCCGGAGCUCCACCGACUCGAUAUCCGAACCACCAUCCGCCCCGUGGUCGUAUGCUAGAACACGUGGAUUCAGACGAUCCCGAAGACCCCGAAGACGACGAAGAUGAUGUUGAGGAUUAUAGUGACGUCGAGGGCUUGGACGACGAGGAGGACGAUGAUGAGCCAGAGGAUAUACCACGCGACUCGUAUCCCACUGAUUUCUUCAACUUCGGUCAAAGUCUCACGGUCAAAGGCGGUAUUCUUACUGUAGCAGACGAUCUACUCAAAAAUGAUGGCAAAAAAUUCAUUGAGAUGAUGGAGCAGUUAGCCGAGAGAAGAAUGGCCCGCGAGGAAGACUCUAAAGAACACUAUGCUGGAAGUUAUGGCCAUAGCGUAAACGGCGCCUCCAUACCUAAUCCUCACAACCACGCUCCUCCGGAGGAAGACGAAUUUGAGGAGGACGAAGAGGAAGAAGAGGAUUAUGAUACUCAAGACGAAGAUUACGAAGAGGAAGAGGAUACCAUGACGGAGGAGCAGCGCAUGGAAGAGGGCCGUCGAAUGUUUCAGAUAUUUGCUGCGCGCAUGUUCGAGCAGAGAGUCUUAACAGCAUACCGAGAGAAAGUCGCUAGGGAACGGCAGGAAAAACUUCUUGAGGAACUUGAACAGGAAGAGACACAGAAGACCCAGCAAAAGGCCAAGAAAGCAAAGGAGGCUCAGAAGCGAAAAGAUAAGGCGGCCCAGAAAAAGCAACAGCAGCUUGAGGAAAAGGCUAAGCGAGAUGCUGCCAAAGCGGCCGAAGACGCCGCACGCUUACGAGAGGAGACUAGAAAACUCGAGGAAGCCAAGCUCAAGGCAGAAGAGAAGCGCAAGAAGAAAGAUGCGCAAAGGAAAGCCGAGGAAGAGGAACGGGCGAAAAGGGAGGUAGAUCGACAACGACGCGCUCAUGAGCAAAAGGAAAAGCAGCUAGAACAAGAGCGAAAAGUCCGCGAAGCGAAAGAGCGCGAGAAAAAGGUCAAGGAUGAACAACGACGCAAAGAACAAGAAGCGCGCGAGCAGAAGGAACGCGAGACUCGAGAAAGGAGAGAGAAGCAUGAGAAAGAUAAGAGGGAUAAGGAAUUAAGGGCGGCUCAAGCUAAGGCAGAAAGGGAUGCCAAGGAAAAGUCAAAGCAGGAAGAAAAGGAGAAAACGGCAGCUAAGGUCGCGACACCUGCUGCACCUAUUCCGACCCAACCGGCAAAAAAACAGCAUCCGAUCUCGAUCCCCGCCAUUCCUCAUCAGUAUCCAGCUAGUUAUCCGUCUCCCCAGAUUUCUGUUGCGACACCUGCUCUACCUAUGGCUCCGACACCCAUAAAACCUCGGUCCGCUUCUCAAGAAGUAACAAGAUCAGUUUCCCAGGCUUCCCAUUCUGCUUCCGGUCCCAGCCAAAAUGCGUCACCGCACACGUUAACUCCGUCGCAUACCAGUCCAGGACCCAUAGGCCCACCGAGAAAGACGUCUGCUAACGGGCCAAUGGGUGGAGGACCUCCUACCAUCCAACCGGCAUCUCCUCUGCACGCAGGCGUUAAGAGUCCACCUGGUUCGCAUCAGACGCCGUUCGGCAUGGGGCUACCAAUGGGAAUGCAGUAUUCGCCCGGAAUGCCACCACCGCAGUUCCCUCCAGGCUUCAACCGGAUGGAUCCUAUGUACCCACCCCCUGGAAACUUUCGCCCCAUGGGUCUGCCAGCACCGCCUGGUCUGUCUGCGCCUAGUCCUAUGGGUGGCCGGGCCUUCCCAAUGCCACCACAUGCACCGCCCGGGUUUCACCAACCACCGGAACCACCUCUUCCCGGCAUGCAUCAUCAAGGCUUCUCUCCGGAAAGUGCGCCGGGACAUCCUCCGUCGCAUUCACGUCAGGCGUCCGCCUCAUUUGAUACAACCCUACCAACGCCUAUUGGUAGGCCUGGAAGCGUGGUUCAUGGGCAAAGGAGUCAUGAUCUAUCCGCCGAUAUUGACGAUGUAAGUAGUCAUCUCGGCAGCAGUGCUCUCCUCGAUGAUGCGGACGAACCUUUCGGGGGCGUUGGCUCUUCCCGCCGAGGUACUGCUCCCCCCGGAGCCCGGCCACCGUUUACAAGCGCGCCAUUCAUAGAUCCUUUCGUCGGUUCGUCAUUGAAUACAUGGGGUCAUCCAAAUGUGUUCUCUCCACCUCCAGGAUUUGCCAACCUAGCGUGGCCAUCGAAUGCCGCGUUCGCUCCACCUCCAGGAAUACGCACAACUCAGCCUCGAUCCGUGACUAUUCGUCAGAUACUUAUAAGCUCGUGCAAAGACUUGGAAAUACACACCACGGAUCCAGAUGGGUACAUAGACUUACCUGCCAUAAAAGCCCAUAUUGGCUCCAUCGGUCUACCAGGACAAGAGCCAAUAUCCGAGGUGGAGUUGUUGGACAUGUGCGAAACCGAAGGCAACGACCAUAAUGGAGGUGGAAGUUUCGAUAUCCGACGCGACCACGACGGUAACAUCAUCGCCAUCCAUUUCGACAGAUCGACCACGUUGAAACAGAAUUUAGGAGCUCCUGGUACAGGAGGUAUCAGUAACUUGGUGGCAGGCACCAGUCCGCCUAACCACGCGGUCCCGAUCCAGAGAGCUUAGGAGGCUUCCGAGGGACGCCACACCGGGUAGUAAUUCGUCAGGUUACCGCAAGUAUUAGCAAGAGGGAAUGGAAUGGUCGACGUAGAUGCUAGGAUUGUGUUGGGGUUACUGUUUACUCUGCACGAAAAAGUCGGGGGUGAGUCCGCACUUUAUCCGCUAGAGUUUCUCUUUUUCUCACUGUACCGCUUUUUUUGUUGUUGAUGUUGGUGUGGUUGAGGCCGUG